GGAAUAAGAGGCAUAAUAAUGACAAAUUAAUUUACACUAACUUUUCUCACUGUUAAUCUAUAGGUAUGACAUCAUGGUCAAAUGCUGGAAUAGUGAACCAGAGAAAAGACCUUCAUUUGGUCACUUGAGCGAUAUUGUCGAAAGCCUUCUACCUGGAGAAUACAAAAAGGUACCCACACUCUUUAUGUUUAUAAGUCGACUUCUCUUAAUGUAACAUGCAUACAGUUAGUUGCUAUGUAAGCUAUUAAUGUUAGUAGUUAAUAAUAAUAAUCUUCAAUAUUAUUCACUUAAACUGAUAAAAUACAUUUAAAAAAACUAUUUGAUAGCAGUGCAGAUGUCCUUCUUUUAAGAACUCUUUCUAUAUGUCUUCCAUUUGUUUACAAUUAUAUCACUGAGCCACAGUCCAUCUAUAUUACACGUUUAACAAUGUUUAGGCAAUAAAAAAGUUAGAAAUGGUUCUUGAGUCUUUAUACAAGAAUCAAGUGAACCAGAUGUUUAUCUAUCUUUCUGGUUAAACAAAUCUAGAUUUGUCAACUUAAGUAUUAAAAUUAGCUUGAGACUCUAGGUGUAAUGGGCCCCUCUUCACAUUUGUUCCAAAAUGUUCAUUGAAUAGCUGAAUGUUAUAGAAGUAUCACACACAGUAAAGGGGGACAAAGUUGUGAAAGUUGAUAUAUCACCAUGGGACGUAGUAGAAUGUUCCUGAUGAUUCCUCUGGUUUCUGGUUCUCACACUAGAUAAGAGAUUUAUCAAGUUUAAUCACUCUCUAUUCUGGGUCAAGGUGCUCAAUGCCCAAAUACAUCCUGUUUUCCAUGGGAUUAGUCCUUAUUUUGCAAUUUGCUCCAGACUAGUGCCUGUAUUUUGUCUUUGUACAUCACCCACAUUAUGUACGAUUUGCGUCAAUUGAUCCCACAUUAAUUGUUUUCCAUUAGGGAGUUUUGGGCUGCCAGGGAUCCUCAUUCAGUGUUAAAAUUUUCAAAAAGCGUUUAACACUUAAUGGAAAAACAACGACAGGGGACUCCAGGCACUGUAACUAAUUCAAUGAGAUGAAAUGGUUAUAGUGCCUAUGGUGUUGCUUUAAAAACCUAGCCAAAAUUAUGGCAAAUAUUGAACAAGUCAGGAAAUACUAGGAAAGUUGAAGCCAGGUAUUCUUGAGUGUUACUUGACAUAAGCCUGACUACGACAGAGGUUUAUGUACCUAAACAAACACUCAUGUCCUCUGUAAUACUCCUGAGUGAUAAUAAUUCUAAAAAUAAUAAUAAUUAAACCACAUAUUUACAAAACAGAUUAUUGGUUUCUAGACAGGAUAAUUUUGCUUAGAAAUUACUAUGUAUUUUAGUUACAAUAAUAAUAACAAAUCAGCUGUAGGUACUGUUGAAAGAAAGUCUAUGGAUAAUGAAACCAAACUGGAAAAAACAUUGGUUUCAAACUGUAAACAAUGACAACUCUUGCUUUUUUUCUUGAAUCUGCAGUGUUACGAAAAAAUUCUUCAUGAUUUCCUUAAAAGCGACCAUCCAGCAGUUACUCGCAUGAGAAGCGACAGUGACAACUCAUACAUCGGGGUGACUUACAAGAAUGAACAUAAAAUGAAAGACAGGGAAAGUGGGUUUGAUGAACAACGGCUUAGUGCCGACAGUGGUUACAUUAUUCCCCUGCCGGACAUUGACCCCGUGUCAGAGGAUGAAUCAGGGAAAAGAAACAGACACAGGUAAGCAGACAUAGCAUAUGAGAGUUUACCACAGCACUUCAGAUGUUCGGAAACAACAUUUCCCAUGAUGCAUAGCCAGCAUUAAGUACAACUUAGCAUCAUGGGAAAUGUAGACUGCAAGGCAAUUGACCGUUCUAUGCAGUUAGAUGUACAUCAGGGUAGACAACAUUUGGCACUCCAAAUGACUACAUUUCCCCUAAUGCCAGCAUUACAGCUAUAAGUACAUUAUGGGACAUGUAGUUCACACAUGUGGAGUACUGAAGGUUGCCCACCCCUGUAGAUAAACACAGUUUAUUCCUCUUGUCAAGCAUGAUCUCUGCCCUAUCCUACAAGUACAAGGGUCAAAAGAAAAAUGCUAAAUUAAAUGAUUAAAUAUUAAAUAUAUAUUAAAUCCCGAUAGUAUUGCAUUUCCCUGAAUGGAAUAAAAUGAAAAAAAUCUCAAAAGCAACUAUAAGCCAUUGAAAUGUGACGCACAGUAAUAUUUAUGCUAUGACAAUUACAUGCAAUUUAGCAAUAGAAACAAAUAAAUGAAUGCUAAUUAAUUAUAAACUGGCAGAAUAGUUAAUAAAUGUACCUACAUUUUCUCUCCAGUUCACAAACGUCUGACGAGAGUGCAAUUGAGACUGGCUCCAGCAGUUCCACAUUCAUCAAGAGAGAGGACGAGACGAUUGAAGAUAUAGAAAUGAUGGACGACAUUGGGAUCGAUCCGUCAGAUCUGGUGGAAGAUAGUUUCCUGUGAUUCUUUUUUUGAUGAAUCCGUUUCAGAGAUCAAACCAUGAAUUUAAGAGAGAAAGACUGUGAAGUCCAGGGAAUUCUAAUAUUCUUUUUUUUUUCAUUUGGAAAACCACUUUAUUGCGUCGGACAAUGUGAGGCGGUGAAUUGUUUGCCUCAACAACCACAUGGUACUUGUUAUGACUUCAUAAGUACUCACAGCAUAUUUGUCAACUGGAAUUAAUGGUUGUUGCAAAGACCAAUGAUUUCUAAGCACAUCUUUGAACAAGCGGUACAUCUUUGCAUCUCAUCGUAUGUUUGUGUUUCCUUUCAAUUACAUGGACAAAUAUCAAAACAGUAGCAAUGUUUUUCAAGGGCAUUCAUAGCAACGAGGAACCGAAAUCAAAUGACUGUUGAAUUUCAUUAUUGUAUUUUUGUAAAUAAAGAAGAAAAGAUGUAAACAUAUUAUAUGGACUAACAGAAGAGACCACUCAUCGGUCCUGUGUACUUCGUACAUCAGCUGCUUUGUUAUAACUGUCAAAAGUCUUUUAAACCACUUUGGAAACUAUUAAGACUGAAAGAAAGUGCAGAACUUUUUUUUUUUUUUUUAUGAUCAAAAAGUAUUAAGCAAGAGCAUUGCAAAUAACAGAUUGUGGGUCUAUGAACUUGUUGUAGUAUCCCUUUUGUAAAAGUAUUAACAUGAAUACUAAAAUGAAUUUUUGAUAACCCAUUGUAAUUGGUUGGUAGUUUAAUUGCAUUUAACAAUCAAAUGAAUUUGGAAGAUUUUAUAAACUAACAAGGAUUAUUAGCAUAUAUUUCUAUGGAUUAGAAUUUUUAAUAAGAGCAUAGAAUUUAGCUAAUGUCAGUUAGAAAUGUGUUGUUAUAGAAUUUACUGACCACUAUAGGGUUUAGAUAACAAUGGGAUUGUAAGGUACAGUGUGCUUUUUUUCUGUUACAGUAAAUACUCACUAUUUUUACAAUGAAAAAAAAAUACAUCUAAACGAAUAGUCAGUGUUUUGUAAAUGACAAGUCACACCUCAGCCUAGUGAAAACUAAUUUUAAAAGCAAUUUUGCAGAAGUGGUUAUUUACGAAAAAUGGGUUUUAAAGGAGAUUGUAAUCUGUUAAGGCGUCACAAUCAGAAAAGUGGUACAAAGUUGUAAUAGUGAAAUAGCCUCCGAUGGUUCGAAUUUCUUCCAGAGUGAAUACACCACUUUUAGAACUUACAUCACUUUUAAUAUGAUACAUUGAUAAAUCUCCCUCAUUGUGUUUACUGAAAAAUACUCUGUGCUUAAAUAACAGAUAGUAACAACACCACACCCUGGGUUACUAAGACAUUCUAUAUGAGUCUGUAUUAACCCAUUAGGUGGUAGAAUAGUAAGGUAACAUGCUGCAAAGCGUUGCAGAGCAAGACAAUGUGUUGCACGCAACUCUGACAGUUAAAUGGUUAAUGGUAAUCUGAUGACCAAGUGGUUCUCGUGUAAUGUACGAGUAAUUAUAUAUGAAAAGUAUUUAGUUGCAGACUGUUACUUCUUUGAAUUCUAAAAAGAAUACCUGUUUAAAAGCAAAAAUAACAUAAAAUUACAUUUUUAUUUUUAUACAUUUAAUAAAAUAUUUUUGCUAAUUUCAGUAUUAAUCAUACAGACAGACAAUAUCUUCUUUAACUCAUUCCAAAUGUUAUUCAAACUAAACUGGAAGAAUUGUUCAGCAAUAAUAACAAUGUUGGACUAUGGACCAAAUAAUGUAUUUUAUUAAAAAAAAAUGUAUUUACAUCUACAGCACAAUUUUAAUGCAAGUGUAUAAUAAUUGUUUUACAUUUCUUGUGAAUAUAAAUCAAAUUUCCUGUUUAACAGCAAAAAACUGCCAAUUUCUCUGUCAUCUCUAAGAUUCAGUCUGAUGUUGACGUGCUCCGUAGCACCACUUUGUUUCUAAACAGUGCGUAUACAUACUUUAUUCAAUGAGGUCUGUAUCAAAUAGUCCUGUAUCUGAUGAAGGACGUAAGCUAUGAUGAUGUUAUACAUCAAUUUGUAUAUUUUUUUAUUACAAUAUAGUCCUUAAAUACUGCCAGACAAUUAUGUUAAGCUGUAUCACUGCCUUUGUUUAUAUUUGUUUUGACUGUGAUGUACUCCACAGAUGUGUUAACUGUUGCACUUUUAAAUGUUCAAAAUUAUAUUUUAGAAUAAUAAAAAAAAACUCAUGUUUGGAGUAACAAAGCUGUGAGUGUGAUAACAUAAAUCAUCACUAGCAUAUCUCAUUUUUGUUCACGAUGCUCAUUUUUGUAAAUAUUUU
Messenger RNA from Pelobates cultripes (western spadefoot toad), 4703 nucleotides. The record is from the annotation of a GenBank genome assembly. NCBI's taxonomy places the organism in Eukaryota, Metazoa, Chordata, Amphibia, Anura, Pelobatidae.